AUGGAUGUUACGCCAGGACCAGAGCCUCGAGACGGUCCGGUAUAUCCAAUUGGUUCAGGAUCCCAAAUCGGCAGUGGCUAUGGUGGCGUUGGUGCUGGCGGUGGUGUUGGUGCUGGCGGUGGUGUUGGUGCUGGCGGUGGUGUUGGUGCUGGCGUUGGUGGUGGCGUUGGUGGUGGCGGUGGUGUUGGUGGUGGCGGUGGUGUUGGUGGUGGUGGUGGUGGUGGCGGUGGCAGUGGCGGUGGUGGCAGAGGUAGAGGCGAUGCCGGUGGUGCCGGUGGCGCUGCUGAUACUGUUGAUGUUGAUGCUGGUAACGCGGACGAUGCCAUUAGCAGUGCUCCGAUGGAUCUGUCCGGCCACCAAUUUGGAGGCGAAUCUAACGAGGCCUUUUUGUUGAAACCAGGCGCGGCGACAGUAACUUUUGAGGCGCCUCAAAACGCGGCGACAGUAACUUUUGAGGCGCCUCAAAACGCGGCGACAGUCACCCGGAGCCUCACCGUUCCUCUGCAGCACGACCUGUCUCUCGGGCUGAAUCGGCCGGUCGGGUUCGGGUCCCUCUCAUGGCCACGAUCCGCCUCAGCUGCUGCUGCUGCUCCAGCAGCCUACGCCAGCGCUGCUGCUGCUGCUGGUGGCAAUGCUGCUGGUGGCAAUGCUGGUGAUAAUCAUGCUGUUGAUGGGAAGCAUGUCACGGGUGUCCCAGCUUCUCUCGUCGGGACCACCACUGUAGUCGGCUGGCCCGCCCCUGCCCCGUCUGCUCCUGUUGCUGGUGAUGGCAAUGCUGCUGGUGGCUAUCCUGCUGAUGGAAAUGCUGUUGAUGGGAAGCAAUUCAAGGGUGCCCCAGCUUUUCUCCUCGGCACCACCACUGUAGUCCCCUGGCCCAGCCCGGCCCCGUCUGUUGCUGUUGCUGAUUGGUCAGCCUCACAGGCUGGUGCAUCUGCUGCUGCGGCUAAUCCGACAGGUGUUUUUGAGAGUAUAAAAAAACCAUCCUCGCAGGGUGGUGUGUCUGCUGCUGUGGCUGACCUGACAGGUGUGGUGCACAGAUUGCCAUCCAGUGAGAAAAUUCCCUUGACGUCCUUUCAAACCUCUCAAGCCACUCAGGCCUCUCAUCCCACUCAGGUCUCUCAGACCUCACAGACCUCUCAUGCCUUUCAGGCCUCUCAAGGCCCGCACGCGCACCUGAAAGGCUUUGACACUAUCCCUCCUCCGGCCAUGCACGCUCCAGGCGUGCACACUCCAGCCAUAGACGCUCUCGGCAUGCACGUUCCACGCUUCCACGCUCCUUCCCCUCCUCUCACCCCUGCCGCACCGCCUCCCUCUGCUACCAACACUGCAUCCCCGCCCGUGCAUGCAUCCUCAUUCUCCGAUCCCACAGCCAUUCUCCACUCCUCCUCGCUCUCGCCUCCCAUUCCCGUCAUGGUCCAUGCUGCCACUGUAGCAUCCUUGGUAGGCCCCUCCUUGCCUACCCUCGAGCAACAACAUCUCUGGCAGCGUUCCCGGCUGCUUGCACAAGGGCUCGAUCCGGCCGGCGGAAGCGGCAGCAGCUGGGGCGCUGGGAGUGCUCGGCAGCAGCUGCAAGCUACAGAGGGGUCUUACCAGCCGAAGCAGGCAGACAAAGAGGCAGCAGCAUCGGCAUCGGCAGCGGCUUUUUCGGCAGCGCUUAUGCGAACCACCAGAGGGUUUUCGUCGUUGAAUACGCAUGUGCCUGAGAGACCGGACACACUGCAUGCUGCAGGUCCGGCAGCAGGUUCGGCGAUUUCCACAGGCGGGUUGGUAGGGGAGGAGAGGGGUUCGGCCGGACCUAUGGCUGGACCGGCGGCACUGCUGACAGAAACCCUUCAGGGGGUUCCGCCGUCCGUUUUAACGUCGUCAAAACGAUCCGUCGUGCUCGUGCUCGAUUUCGGAUCGCAGUACACUCAGCUAAUCACGCGCCGCAUUCGCGAGCUCGGAGUCUACUCCGUCAGCCUGCCGGCCGGCGUGCCGCUAGAUCAGAUCCAGGCCGUCCAUCCGACGAUCAUCGUUCUCUCCGGUGGGCCGAACUCCGUACACGAGGAAGGUUCGCCGACGGUUCCCGCGGGUUUUUUCGACUACGCGAUAGAGAAGGGUAUUACGGUUCUUGGGAUCUGCUACGGCAUGCAGCUGAUCGUGAAGACGUUGGGUGGUGACGUGGCACGAGCCGAGGCGCAGGAGUACGGACGGAUGGAUAUCGUGGCGGAUUGUGAUUCGGCGCUCUUUGGCGGGAGCGACGCGGGAGGCGAGGAACCUGAGAAGAAGAAGGCGAAGAAUGAAUCGCGACAGACGGUGUGGAUGAGCCAUGGAGACGAGGCGACGAAGCUUCCAGAGGGGUUCAAAGUGGUGGCGCGCAGCGAUCAGGGCACGGUGGUGGCGAUUGAGUGCACGACACGCAAGAUAUUCGGCCUGCAAUACCACCCUGAGGUGACCCACACCCCCAGGGGCAUGGAGACCCUUCACCGUGUGGUCUUUGACAUCGGGGGCGCGCACGCUGAUUGGCAGAUGCAGGAGGUUCUGGAUGAGGCGAUCUCAGCCGUCCAAGCGGCAGUGGGGCCGGUGAAGCAUGCGGUGUGUGCCCUGUCGGGCGGCGUUGACUCGACUGUAGCGGCCACGCUGGUGCACAGGGCGAUUGGGGACCGCCUGCACUGCAUUUUUGUCGACAAUGGGCUGCUGCGGUUCCAGGAGCAGCAGCGGGUGAUGGCAAUGUUUGAGGCAGACCUGCAUCUGCCAGUCACCUGUGUGGACGCGUCUGAUCGCUUCCUCUCCAAGCUCAGGGGCGUCACGGACCCCGAGAGGAAGAGGCGCAUCAUCGGGGCGGAGUUCAUUGGCGUGUUUGAUGAUUUUGCGAGUGAACUGGAGGCGAAAUUGGGCCACCGACCCGAGUGCCUGGUGCAAGAGGUAGAGGCGCAUCUGCCAGUCACCUGUGUGGACGCGUCUGAUCGCUUCCUCUCCAAGCUCAGGGGCGUCACGGACCCCGAGAGGCGCAUCAUCGGGGCGGAGUUCAUUGGCGUGUUUGAUGAUUUUGCGAGUGAACUGGAGGCGAAGCUGGGGCACCUACCAGAGUCCCCGGUGCAAGGUACACUGUAUCCGGACGUAAUUGAGUCGUGCCCGCCGCCUGGCAGUGGGAAGAAGCACUCGCACACCAUCAAGAGCCACCACAACGUGGGUGGUUUACCCGAGAAUAUGCGCUUUACCCUCGUGGAGCCCCUCAAGUGGCUGUUCAAGGAUGAGGUGAGGGAGGGCGCAGGGAAAAAUAGGAGAGGUGGGUGGGUUGGUUCAUUUGAGAAUAUGUCGUUUACCCUCGUGGAGCCCCUCAAAUGGCCGUUCCAGGACGAGGUGAAGGGGAGGAGGAGAGCAAAAAGGGGGUCCGGGAGGGAAGGAGUGGAGCGGGUGGUGGCGGAGGGGUGUGGGGUGUUAAGCUUUUUCUACUUCAGUAACCGUCACCUGCUCUCACCUUCCCCUUUCCUCCCUCACUCACCCAUCUCCUGCUUCCACCUCUUCCCUCCUCUUCCCUCGUCUUCCCUCCUCUUCCCCUUCGCCCCCUCCCAGGUGCGCAAGAUUGGAGCUCUCCUCAACGUCCCCGCCUCCUUCCUCUCCCGCCACCCCUUCCCCGGACCUGGCCUUGCGGUUCGGGUGCUGGGGGACGUGUGUGCGGACGGGGCACUGGACACCAUCCGCCAGGUGGAUGAGAUGUUCAUCAAACGGUAUCAAGGAGGCCGGGCUGUACGACCAGAUCUGACAAUAAUUGAGCGUAUCCCCCUCUUGCUGUUCCCCUCUCUUUUCCCUGUUCCCCUCUCUUUUCCCUGUUCCCCUCUCUUUUCCCUGUUCCCCUCUCUUUUCCCUGUGGAUGAGAUCUUCAUUAAUGCAAUCAAGGAGGCCGGCCUGUACGAUCAGAUCUGGCAGGCGUUUGCCGUCUUCUUGCCGGUGCGGUCGGUGGGAGUGCAGGGGGACCGGCGCACCCACUCCCAUGUGGUGGCUUUGAGGGCCAUCACCAGCCAAGACGGCAUGACAGCAGACUGGUGA
Messenger RNA from Closterium sp. NIES-65, 4029 nucleotides. The record is from the annotation of a GenBank genome assembly. NCBI's taxonomy places the organism in Eukaryota, Viridiplantae, Streptophyta, Zygnematophyceae, Desmidiales, Closteriaceae.